AAUAAAUUAUGUGUUUUCUUUGUAAUCGGAUUCUCCAAUACUUCUCCACAUAAGAAAUAUCAAUGCUUCUGUCUCUAUAUGUUGAAGAAACUGCAGGAAAAUGUGUUAUAUAUUCAGGCUAAGGAAGCAUCAAGUGCUCCCUUCUCCCUCCCCACCACCUCAACAAGAGAAUGGGAGCUAACUCGAAUAGCCCUAAGUCUUCUUCUCUGAAGAAGAUGAAAUCCAACACUCUAAAAUCUCUUCUACAACAUGAUUCCAUGCACAGUGGCAUAAGGCUGCUGCAUAGAAGCUCAGAGCAUGAUAAGAUUCUCUCUCUCAUUUCUUGCUGCGCUUACACACAUGCUUUCAGCGAUCCAUCACCAUCAGAAACGCCCUUGUUGCAUAGCUUCAUCAAGCUUUUAGCUGUGCUGAAGCCGAUGGCCAAGGGGAAGGGGCAGGGGCAUGGGCCGUGCCUGCCCGAUGAGAUUCUCUUUCCCCUCUUUACUAUGACACAGGAUCACCUCUUCCGGCCCCUCCCGCCCCCCAACACCUCCAUCACCUGCAUCUUGCCUGAUGACGAUGACCUCAUUGCCACCCCGUCUGCAGCCUGGCCCCACCUCCAGCACGUCUACGACAUCCUCCUCUGCCUAGUCAUCAGCAUGGACUCAAAAACUCUAGGGGAGUAUAUCAAGGAGUCCUUCAUUCUGAACCUGCUCGCCCUCUUCAAGUCAGAUGACCCGAGGGAACGGGAGAGAUUGAAGAAUGUGUACCACCAUAUAUACUCCAAGCUACACGGCUCGAGAUCGUUCAUGAGGAAGGCCAUGAACGACAUUUUCUUGCAUCAUACAUUCGAAGGUGAUGAGAGGCAUGCUGGGAUAGGGGAUUUGCUGGAGAUAUGUGGGACGAUCAUCAACGGGUUUAGUGUGCCGUUGAAGGAGGAGCAUAGGAUAUUCUUGAUGCGGGUUCUGAUGCCAUUGCACAGGCCUAAAGGGAUGCAGGCAUAUCACAAGCAGUUGGCUUACUGCGUCUAUCAGUUUGUGCAGAAGGAGCCGCUGCUAGGAGUGGCCGUCGUUAGGGGGAUUCUCCGGUACUGGCCAAUCACCAACUGCCAGAAAGAAGUUGUGCUCAUAGGGGAGCUUGAAGAUUUGGUUGAGAAUAUGGAGAUUGUAGAGUAUAAGGCUGUUGCUUUGCCUUUGUGCAAGCGGAUAACUAAGUGCUUCAUCAGUCCAAACUCGCAGGUUGCAGAACGAGCACUCUACAUGUGGAACAAUGAACGGUUUGUGAAGAUGGCGUUGCAAGCAGCGGAAGAGGUGCUUCCCGUGGUGGUGGGAGGAAUGGAAGAGAAUCUGAGAGGGCACUGGAGCAAAAGCGUGCGCCAGCUUACACAGAAUGUGAAGGAGAUGCUGGUGGAGAUGGAACCGCUGCUCUACUCCUCGUGCCUAACGCAGUUCCAUCAUAGCCGGUCAGAGGCGGAGACCAGACGGCAAGAGAGGUGGGAGAGACUGGAAAUGGCAUUCAAUGUCAAUCAAUUCAUCCAAGAAUACCUCACUUCAAGUCUUCCCGAUUAAGGCACUGUUAACUUCUUCGUCUCUUCGAAUUAUGCACACUUCGUUAUUUCGAUAGAUUAUAAUUGAUGAAAGAGUUGAUUAUACUGCUUAAACAUAUCAAAAUAGGCACUUAAAAUUACUCGA
Molecule: messenger RNA, 1670 nt
Organism: Salvia splendens (bonfire salvia)
Lineage: Eukaryota; Viridiplantae; Streptophyta; Magnoliopsida; Lamiales; Lamiaceae
Product: serine/threonine protein phosphatase 2A 57 kDa regulatory subunit B' kappa isoform
Exons: 1
Coding region: 171-1547 (458 amino acids)
Biological process (GO): signal transduction
Cellular component (GO): protein phosphatase type 2A complex
Molecular function (GO): protein phosphatase regulator activity
Source: RefSeq, a predicted model, not a curated record